AUGCGAAGUCAAAUCUUAGGAUAUGUUCCUUCCCUGGGCGAUCUUUCUUAUCCUGAGAAGUUAGAACUAAUGAAUAGUAUUGCUUCAGAACUACCCAGCAAGGUAGCUCAGCCUUGUCAUUCUCUCCCGGACUCCAUUUUAACUUCGUCUGAUCAUACUUCUUCUGAUAUUAAUGUUCCGCUGAAUUCAAAAAUGCUUUUAUCUCCAGCUGAUAUGCAUGGAAUGUGGUAUCCUACAGUUCGAAGAACUCUGGUUUGUCUCUCAAAAUUGAGUCGAUGUUUGGAUGUUGAUUCAUUCCGAGGUUUAGCACAUGAUUGUCUGGCACUGUGCAUCCAGUCUCUUGUUCAGGCUGCUUCUCAAAUUGAAGCCAAUCGAAAUCCUAUAGAUGGGCAGCUGUUUCUUAUAAAACAUCUCCUUAUCCUUAGAGAGCAAAUGGUUCCAUUUAAUGUGGAGUUCUCUGUAAACGAGACAAGUCUGGACAUAAACAAGUUGAAAUGUAAGUAUGGUAGUAUUUAUGUGUUUAGCCUGAACUUAAUGGCUAUCCAUUCUUCUUAUACUCUCAAGUUAUUACAAUAUAAAUGUGGCUUCAGCCUUAUUGUUACUUGA
Molecule: messenger RNA, 606 nt
Organism: Protopolystoma xenopodis
Lineage: Eukaryota; Metazoa; Platyhelminthes; Monogenea; Polystomatidea; Polystomatidae
Source: the annotation of a GenBank genome assembly